Zootoca vivipara (common lizard) is the source of this 7374-nucleotide messenger RNA. It is a transcript of the gene ST14, whose product is annotated as ST14 transmembrane serine protease matriptase. Gene Ontology annotation, molecular function: protein binding; serine-type endopeptidase activity. Gene Ontology annotation, cellular component: membrane. Gene Ontology annotation, biological process: proteolysis. NCBI's taxonomy places the organism in Eukaryota, Metazoa, Chordata, Lepidosauria, Squamata, Lacertidae. The record is from RefSeq and is a predicted model, not a curated record.
CUGAUGGGUGAUGCAGUGCAAAACAUCUGGAGGGCACCAGGUGAGUGUGGAGGGGGAAGGCUGCUCUGCCCUUUCAGUGGCUCCCAAGAGCAGUUCUGUGCUCGGAAUGGCUUUGCCACGGAGGACAGUUACGCAGCUGUGGUUUGGGAGCCCAGUUCCUCCUUGAUCCCUGCAUGCUUCCUCCUCUGGUUUCUUAGUGGUGGAAGAAACACACGGCCCUCCGUAUGCUUUUGAACCACAACCCACACCACCCCCAGCGACUGAUCAUGCUGCCUUGAGCUGCUGGGGGAGUCCAACCACAUUAUUAUUAUUUUAUUUUUAUAUCUAUAGCCUGUCUUUUUCAGGGACUUGAGGCGGCUUACGGAUCAAAUAGAAACAGUUAAAAACAUAGGAAAACAACAGCAAUACCUUUAUAGAACUAAAAUGAUAUCUAAGUAUAAAUGAUGGAUUAAAAGCGUCCAGAUAAUUACAAUAAAAACAGCACGGUGAAGCAUCUGGUCGGCCACAGAUUGACCUGUAAAUCAACCAUUUCCUGUAGCAAUGCUUGGCCACAGCUGCAGAACCCUGGCGGCUUGCCUUGUAUUCAGGUCCGUUGGUCACAAGCUGCGGACAGACAGAGCAGCCGAAAAUAAAGUCAUUGUGCAAGGCCCGGCUGCUGUUCUUGCUCAUCCGGCGCUGAAUGACUUGGUUUUGCAUGAACAGCAGAGGUCUCAGUUCACUAAGGCACUAAGUUUUGCUCAGCCACACAGCUCCGAGUGAGGAUUAAGGCGUUCAAAUCCGAGUCCUCAGGGAAAAAAGGUGGGAUUGAAGAAUGGAUUUAAAAGAAGAGAUAGAAAUGGGAACCUGCCAAGAGAGCAAUGCUCUGCCUCCACGGCCAGAGGCAGUAAAUCAACUGAAUGCUGGGAGCUGGAAACCACCGGCAGUGGAGGGGAGAACGCUCUUGUGUUUGAAUUCUGCUUGUGGGUUUCCCUUGGAGGAUAUGAACGGCCUGGAAGAAGGCUUGGAGUUCCUCCCCACAAUGAACGCCAAGAAGGUGGAGAAGAGGGGUCCCAAGCGCUGCAUAGUGGCGUUAGCCAUCGUCCUGGUCUGCCUCCUCCUCUCCCUGCUUGCCGGGUUCCUGGUUUGGCACUUUAGAUACAGGAAUGCCCAUGUGCAGAAAGUCUACAAUGGCCACCUGAGACUGGUGGGGGGCCACUUCAUCGAUGCUUACGAGAAUUCCAGCUCCCCUGAAUUCGCUGACUUGGCCAGGGAGGUGAAGAAAAUGCUCAUAAACAUCUAUAAAAAUAAUCAGGAUGUCAGUCCUUUCCACAAGGAAACUCAAAUCGUCGCAUUCAGCGAGGGCAGCAUUAUUGCCUACUACUGGUCAGAGUUCAGUGUCCCUAAACACAAUGUGGAAGCCCUUGACAAGGCCAUGGCCAACAUCCAGGCUUCAAAUCAAGCGGGGAUGAAACAGAGGGGGAGCUAUGAAAUGCGAGUUGAGACGGUCGUUGCUUUCCCUUCUGAUCCAGAUAUCAUCAAGGCAAAACGGGACAACAGCUGCAACUAUGCCCUGCAUGCGAAAGAGGGUGUGGUCACCAGCUUCACCACGCCCGGCUUCCCAAACAGCGCCUACCCGUCCAACACGCGAUGCCUCUGGGUCCUGAGAGCCGACGCAGAUUCCGUCAUCAGCCUGACCUUCACGACGUUCGACUUGGAGCCCUGCAACGUGGGGAACGACUUUGUCAAGGUGUAUGACACGCUGAGCCCCGUCGAAGCCCGGGCGCUGGUGAAGCUGUGUGGCAGCUAUGGACCAUCCUACAAUCUGACCUUUGUCUCCUCUACAAAUGUUCUCCUGGUCAUGCUGAUCACAGAUGCCACGGAGCGGUAUCCCGGGUUCAAGGCAGAGUUCUUCCAGAUGCCAAAGAAAAAAAGUUGUGGCGCAGAUUUGACGGGAGCAUCCGGAACCUUCUCCUCCCCUUAUUACCCAGCCCACUAUCCUCCCGGUACAGAUUGUGUCUGGAAUAUAGUGGUCCCCACGGAGAAGAGAGCGAAGGUGCGCUUCAACAACUUCUUCCUUGCCGAGCCUGGGACCCCACUCAAUUCCUGCCCCAAAGACUAUGUGGAAGUCAACAACGUCAAGUACUGUGGCGAGAAGAAUCAAUUUGUGGUAUUGAGCAAAACCAAUAAGAUUUCCGUCCGUUUCCAUUCGGAUCUUUCGUUUGUAGACAGCGGCUUUUCGGCAGAGUUCAUGUCAUACCAAUCCAACGACCCCUGUCCAGGCAAAUUUGCCUGCAACACCGGCCGCUGUAUCGCCAAGACGCUGCGCUGCGAUGGCUACAAUGAUUGCACGGAUGCCAGCGACGAGAAAAACUGCACUUGCAGCGAGAAGCAGUUCAGAUGCCGGAACGGUUAUUGCAAGCCGAAAUUAUGGUUCUGCGACGGCAUGGACGACUGCGGGGACGGCAGCGAUGAGGCCGAGUGCAAAUGUCCGGCAAAUAACAUCCGGUGCGGCAAUGGCAACUGCAUCCCGGAGAGCAAGAAAUGCGAUGGCAAGGAUGACUGCGGUGACGGCAGCGACGAGGGGAGCUGUGGCCGUGCGGACACCGUCUCCUGCAAAACGUACACCUACAAGUGCCGCAACAACCAGUGCUUGAGCAAGAAGAACCCGGAAUGUGAUGGGAUUAAGGACUGCAGUGAUAACUCGGACGAGGACAGUUGCAACUGCGGCAAGCGCUUCUACAGCAAGCAGUCACGGAUUGUUGGUGGGGAGGACUCCGACCAGGGCGAGUGGCCGUGGCAGGUCAGCUUCCACACCAAGGACACUGGUCAUUUCUGCGGGGCCUCCUUGAUCUCUCAGAAUUGGGUGGUGUCUGCUGCGCAUUGCUUCCAGGAUGACUGGAAGAGGCAUUUGGACCACAGGACGAUAACAGCCUACAUGGGGCUUCUCGACCAGGGGGACAGGAGCAACAGCAACGUUCAGCAGCGGGGCCUGAAGAGGGUCAUCCGCCACCCGUACUUCAAUGACGCCAGCUACGACAACGACAUUGCUGUAGCAGAGCUGGCCAGCCCGGUCGAGUUCAACAAAUACAUCCAGCCUAUCUGCUUGCCUGAUGUCACCCAUGACUUCCCCGUUGGCAAAUCCCUCUGGGUGACGGGAUGGGGAGCCACUCAAGAGUCAGGAAACGGGGCCAGCAUCUUGCAGAAGCUGGAAAUCCGUGUCAUCAACCAGACCGUGUGCAAGUCCCUGAUGGUGCCCAAUGACGUGACGGAGCGCAUGAUGUGUGUCGGGGUCCUCACAGGCGGGAAAGAUGCCUGCCAGGGAGACUCCGGUGGGCCACUGGUCAGCUUGGAGGCCAACAACACAUUGUUCCUGGCUGGUGUGGUCAGCUGGGGGGAAGGCUGUGCCCAGAGGAACAAGCCAGGAAUGUACACUCGUGUUUCGGCACUGCGGGCCUGGAUCAAAGAGAACACUGGCGUGUAGGUGGCUGCGGCCACUGGGACGGUUCAUACGACUCUCCUUUUUUCUCUGGGUCUAUCAAGCUUGCAGCUGAAGACAUUCCCCUGUGAUAUGGAGGGGGUUCUGCAAAUCUUGUUCGCUCCUCUAAUUCCUUCUCGCCCCCCCCCCAAAUGAAACCAGUGACACUCCUGGAUUCACUGUAUGCGGCCAAUUGGAUGGGCAGUUGCCACUUUGAGAGCUCCCCUCUGCUGCUCAUGCUCUUCGGCUCCAGAGACUUUCUGAAAUAAGUUUAAUGUGAACCUGCUUUAAAUCUGCAAGGGAGCUGGUACCUCCAGUGCAGGCCGCCUGAGGCAGGGGCCCGGUAGGUGCGGUACCCCUAAAUGACCACUAGUUGGCAGCAUGAGGGCCAAGUAGCCUUAAGUGAACACCAAGUGGGCACUUUGUGUGUGUGUGUGUGUGUGUGUGUGUGAGAGAGAGAGAGAGAGAGAGAGAGAGAGAGAGAGAGAGAGGAUAAAAUGACGUGUCGUUCUGUGUUUUUAGGACCCAUCUGGUCUGCUGUAGCAUGUGUGAUGUCUUCCCUUUUCUCCUCUUCUCCCCCCAUUCCCGAAAAACCCCACCAGGAUUCCCGCUGUGAAUAGGAUAGUUCCCAGAAAGUUGUUUGUUUUUCAAAGCAGCUGAUAGAUCGGAGAGGUUGCCUGUCUUCUGUGCUCUUUCCCCAGACUUCAAACACACCCAGAUAUAUUAAUAUUGCAGGCCGGUGUAUUUAUCCAUCACCCCCUGCCAGAUAAGACAUUUGUUAACAACACCCCAUCUCCCAAAGGUGGCUGGUUUGAUGGAAAAAUGCCUUGGCUAAUAGGAUCAAAUCUGCUAUUUCAUCUUGGUAUUGUGUCGCCUCCCCCGAAAAGGUGUGCUUGAUAUUACGACAUUAAGUGCAGAGUUAACUGCAAAGUUCUCCAGUUAUAAAGGUAACUGAGAUAUAAAUGGGUGGUCUUACCUCCAUCCAGUCCUUUCCCGUCUGCCAAGUUUUAAUUUCCUUGUUGCAGUAGGUUGUCUAUUCAGGCAGGCUGCCUUCUGCACCUGAAGCCCCAUCACAGGUCCCAUAAAAUGUGUUCAGGGGCUUAGGAUUAGGGUAUCCAGCACCUGCCCCAUUAAGCUUUGCCUACCUGGGGCACACCUUAGACUUCAUUCCCUGCCUGCCUGCCUUGAGCUCAUUGUGUCUCUUUCCUCACCUGACUCCCUGGGAUAAUGGCUCUGGCUGCAGAUGUCUCUGCCCAUCGGCUAGUUAAAAGGUAUAUAUAUCUUUGGGUCAGUACUAUUCCCCCCCCCCCAACAUCCUGCAAUACUGUUUCUUCUCCUUGCAAGUUUAUGUAACUGACACCGCCUUGACUUCUACCUUGUCUAAACCUGCACUGAUGACUUUGACGCGGAAAGCCUAAAACGAAAGAUGAGACUGUUGGGCUCCUCCUACGGAAGACCUGUUGGAACAUCUCGCAGCCCUAAGUGGGCAGCAAUAGCUCCGAAAAUAUCACAAGGGGGAUCCUCUCUUGCAAAGCAGUUGCUUUUUGCAAAGGUUAAAAACAUCCCUGUUCUAACUGAGGGUGCAGGUGUUGAGAGUGAAUAGAAAGGAGUCUCAGACCUCAAUAUUUCAGAUAUUGGCUUUUUUUAAGAACCGAGGGGCAUUGUCUGUGUCUCAGAAUCCUGUAUCCCCCCCUUGAGCAAGAAGGAUUCUAAACCAGGUGACUGCUGGGACAUGCAGGAAGUUCCAGGUGUCCUGAUCCUGCACUGCUGGAUCCCAAGAAUGACCUUCUGGGACUUGUAGCCUCCCUCCACUGGGUUAUUCUCAAGGAUCCAGCUGGUGCAAUACACUCAGACACUAUAGUUCAGUGUUUCUCAACCAGUGUGCCUCCAGAUGUUUUGGGACUACAACUCCCAUCAUUCCUGACCACUGGUCUUGCUAGCUAGGGAUGAUGGGAGUUGUGUAGUUUUGUGGGGAAGCUGUGGCCUUCCAGAUGUUGCCGAAGGACUCCAACUCGGCCCCAGCAGGGCCAGUGGUUGGGGAUGAUGGGAGUUGGGUCCAUCAGCACCCAAGAGAGCCAUACCUUCUCCACCUCUGCCUUAGGAGAACAUUCUGAGUCUGGGUUUUGUGAAGGGUUGGGGGGGAAGAUACUGGCUUCACUUUUCAGUUCACCCCCCUGCUUUGUUUUCCUUUUAAAAUAGGGUGGAUGUCGGUAGAGCCAUAGAGUGUGUGCGAAAGUGAGAGAGAACCCAUUUGUAUGCGUGCAUGAAUGAGAUUUUUCUGGCCUGUUAUGGGUCAGAAUGGCAUUGCCAAUAUGUGCCUUAAAUGUAUAUCGUUGUUUAAUGUACGGAUCUCGGCAUGUGAUGCUGAAGUUUCGUUUCUGUUUUUGGUGUCGGUGGGUGACUGUAGGGGGUCCUUUUUUCUGUCUGCGGGUGCUGUAUAGCAAUGCAGAGAACACCUUUUAACAUGGUGGAACCCCUGAUUGUGUAGCAGCAGUACGGAGCAAAGGAUAUUGGGGUGGGGGCCAUGUGCCCUGCACAUUUAAACCGGCGUCUUUCCACUUUGAACAUUCAUGGCUCCCCACAAAGGAUCCUGGGAGCUGUAGUUUGUUAAGGGGGCAGCGCGGUGUUUGGAGACCCCCCUGUUCUCCCUCCAGAGCUACAUCCCUCUGGGAAUUCCAGCUCUAUGAGGGGAGAAUAGGGAUCUCAUAACAGCUCUGCCCCCUGAACAAAUGGCCGUUUCCGGUUUUUAUGGGGAAGAAGCCAUGACUCUUUAAAAGUGGUACAUAGUUCCUUGAAUGUGUGGGGCAGGUGGGGCCUUGGGUAAUAAGCACACAAAAGUAGAGAUAGAUAUGGGGAGAGGAAUAUAGAGGACGCUAUAGGGAGAGACUGUCUUUCUCUACACUCCCUAAGCAGGUUUCCCCUUUUUUGUGCCUAAUUGUGUUUUUGUUUUGUUUUUAUAAUGAUAAAAUGUUUUCUCUAUGAACCUCUGCUAUACUCGCUCCAUAUAUCUGGUAUUUCGCCCAUUGUUGGUCUAGCUUAUAGAUGUGGAAAAAAUAAGCAGGGAACAAAAAAGGAGUAGUUUUCUAAAAUAGGAAAAGUGUCUAUUUGCAUUUUCAAAAGGGUAUUUAAUAAUCUAGGAAAUGCACCGGUGAUUUCCAUUUUUUGCAAAAUGAAGCCACAAGAAGGGACAGAUAAGGGGACCCCCCCCCCCGCCAAUAAUUUAUCUUUUAUUUUUUUAAAGACAAUGUAGAAUUAUUUUUAAAUGAGUUGACUUUCAACUUUCUGUUGUUUAUGUAAAUAUUGUACCUUUUAAAAAGAAAAUAACACUGUAAAUACAUCUAAAUGGAAACGUGACACCCUUUUUGCUGUUGAAGGUCUGAACUGAGAUUGUUAUGUCUGGUGAUUUUUAAUCUGCAUUAAAACCCAACUUUUUUUGUACAGAAUGUUAGUCUCGUUUGAUAACAUCAAAAGGUGUUGAAGUGUUUGUAACAAAAAGGAUCUCAAUACAGUACAUUGCCCUUUCCUUUCCUUUUUUUUAAAAGCAGAACUUUUUAAAUGCGAGAAUGGGAAUCAGAGAAGUGGGAGAGAAACCUCAAAGGUCAUUUAGCUCAACCCCCUGGUUUAGGGACCUAUAUUUGUUGACCAUGGUGGUUUGUCACUGUGAGGGCGGAGUGCUGGACCAGAUGAGGAUUUGGCCUGAUCCAGCAGGCUAUUUUUAUGAUCAUACAAGAAUAAUGAUUAAACGUUAAGGGGGGAAAACAAUAAUCUAUCCUGCUGGUGCUUCCCCCUCCAGCAGAUGGCGCUGUGGUCUUGCACAAAGCUAGGAAACCACCACAGCUUGUUAUAAUAAGGAUAGCAAUUGAAGCAAAGGAUUUCUGCAUGAAAGACCCAUCCCAUCGUGGAGUUAGCUGAGCUGCCUG